Molecule: messenger RNA, 2525 nt
Organism: Sycon ciliatum
Lineage: Eukaryota; Metazoa; Porifera; Calcarea; Leucosolenida; Sycettidae
Product: mucin-19-like
Exons: 9
Source: RefSeq, a predicted model, not a curated record
AGGUGCAAGCAGGAAGCGUGCCACCAAGAGAUGCGCAAUCAUCUUCGCAGGCGCCAUCGUUGCUGCCGCCGCGCACACAGACUGCACCAAGCGCUGCCAGUGCCGCUGGUGCCGCCGCCGCAGUUACCAGUUCCAGCGCGACGCGGCUAAUUCACGAGCGCCUCACCGGCAGAUCUACAACCGCUCUGCUCCAACAUCCCACUGCCGACGGCACCAGAUCAUCAGCCUCGAAAGAGGCCGGGAGUGACGCCGGACAAUCAGGUCAGUUCCCACGACAACACCAGCAAACUGGCACGGCGACAGACACGUCGAGAUCGGCACGUGACACGAUGGCAGUGCCGUCCCAGGUCGCGCCCAGCGCGGCAGCCGCUAGCAAGCUGGUUACGCCUGGCUGGAUGCCAGGUGCGAGCGCGUCAGGCUCAUCGGAGAGUUCUGGCAUGCUGUGGUCACCUCCAUUAUCCCCACACACUCAACUGUCCUCUCCUACUUCGCCGGAGAAUGCGCCGGCCAGCACCGGUCCACUUGCAGCAGCUUCAGUUGGCGGCAGCUCAUCGAGUACGAUUGCUAGCCGGUCAUUGGGCAGCACUGAGCGAGCACAGGCCACGCAAGUGACCACCGGCAGCAAAGCAGCAUCAUCGUUGCCACAAGCCGCUAGUAGGACAUCACGACGGUCCAGUCUGCUGCUGGAUUCGCCCACAGUAGCCGCUACGGCAGAAGUCACAGAAGCCGCUACAGGUACAGUCGCAGACACAAUGAUGCAAGCGGCAAUAGCCAUGGAUACAGUCGCAGCUAGAGAGUCAUCCACAUCAGAAACAUGCCAAGUGGCUGUAACAGGAAGUACAGCUGAGGCAGCAGCAGCAGCAGCCACAGCAACACCUACAGUCUCUGUGGCAGACACGGUGUCGCCCACAGAAACCGCUGCGGCGGACGUCACAGCAGCCGCUACAGCAACAGUCCCAGACAGAAUGACGCAAACGGCAACAGCCAUGGACACAGUCGCAGCUAGAGAGCCAUCCACAUCAGAAACAUGCCAAGCGGCCGUAACAGGAAGCACAGCUGAGGCAGUAGCAGCCACAGCAACACGUACAGUCUCUAUGGCAGAUACAGUGACGCCCACAGUAGCCGCUACGGCAGAAGUCACAGCAGCCGCUACGGCAACAGUCGCAGACACAAUGAUGCAAACGGCAACAGCCAUGGAUACAGUCGCAGCUAGAGAGUCAUCCACGUCAGAAACAUGCCAAGCGGCCGUAACAGCAAGCACAGCUGAGGAAGCAGCAGCCACAGCAACACCUACGGUCUCUGUGGUAGAUACAGUAACGCCCACAGUAGCCGCUACGGCUGAAGUCACAGCAGCCACUACAGCAGCAGUCGCAGACAGAAUGAUGCAAUUGGAAACAGCCAUGGACACAGUCGCAAUUAGAGAGUCAUCCACAUCAGAAACAUGCCAAGUGGCUGUAACAGGAAGCACGGCUGAGGCAGCAGCAGCAGCAGCCACAGCAACACCUACAGUCUCUGUGGCAGACACGGUGUCGCCCACAGAAACCGCUGCGGCGGACGUCACAGCAGCCGCUACAGCAACAGUCCCAGACAGAAUGACGCAAACGGCAACAGCCAUGGACACAGUCGCAGCUAGAGAGCCAUCCACAUCAGAAACAUGCCAAGCGGCCGUAACAGGAAGCACAGCUGAGGCAGUAGCAGCCACAGCAACACGUACAGUCUCUAUGGCAGAUACAGUGACGCCCACAGUAGGCGCUACGGCAGAAGUCACAGCAGCCGCUACGGCAACAGUCGCAGACACAAUGAUGCAAACGGCAACAGCCAUGGAUACAGUCGCAGCUAGAGAGUCAUCCACGUCAGAAACAUGCCAAGCGGCCGUAACAGCAAGCACAGCUGAGGAAGCAGCAGCCACAGCAACACCUACGGUCUCUGUGGUAGAUACAGUAACGCCCACAGUAGCCGCUACGGCUGAAGUCACAGCAGCCACUACAGCAGCAGUCGCAGACAGAAUGAUGCAAUUGGCAACAGCCAUGGACACAGUCGCAAUUAGAGAGUCAUCCACAUCAGAAACAUGCCAAGUGGCUGUAACAGGAAGCACGGCUGAGGCAGCAGCAGCAGCAGCCACAGCAACACCUACAGUCUCUGUGGCAGACACGGUGUCGCCCACAGAAACCGCUGCGGCGGACGUCACAGCAGCCGCUACAGCAACAGUCCCAGACAGAAUGACGCAAACGGCAACAGCCAUGGACACAGUCGCAGCUAGAGAGCCAUCCACAUCAGAAACAUGCCAAGCGGCCGUAACAGGAAGCACAGCUGAGGCAGCAGCAGCCACAGCAACGCGUACAGUCUCUAUGGCAGAUACAGUGACGCCCACAGUAGCCGCUAUGGCAGAAGUCACAGCAGCCGCUACGGCAACAGUAGCAGACACAAUGAUGCAAACGACAACAGCCAUGGAUACAGUCGCAGCUAGAGAGUCAUCCACGUCAGAAACAUACCAAACGGCCGUAACAGCAAGCACAGGUAUGUAA